AUGGGGCAGGGCUCGGCGCGGCUCAACCGGUCCGGCGUUUCGCGGGCGGCCGGCGGCGCCUGCGCGGCGGACAGGCAGCGCGCGGGGCCCUUCUCCGGCGCCGCCGCGGCAGUGCUGGCGGCGCUCAUGGGGCUGCUGGUGCUGGUCACGGUGCUGGGCAACGCCCUGGUCAUCCUGGCGUUCGUGGUGGACCGGCGCCUCCGCACCCAGGGAGACUUCUUCUUCCUCAACUUGGCCGUCGCCGACCUCCUGGUGGGCGGCUUCUGCAUCCCGCUCUACAUCCCCUACGUGCUGACGGGCGAGUGGAGGCUCGGCCGGGGCUUGUGCAAGCUGUGGCUGGUGGUGGACUACCUGGUGUGCACCGCCUCCGUCUUCAACAUCGUCCUUAUCAGCUUCGACAGGUUCAUCUCUGUCACCAAGGCGGUGAGUUACAGAGCACAGAAAGGGAAGACCAGAAAUGCAAUACUGAAGAUGAUCACUGUAUGGAUUGCUGCUUUUCUUCUCUAUGGUCCAGCCAUUCUCAGCUGGGAGUACGUAGCCCAGAAGAGCAUCCUUCCAGAAGGAGAAUGUCAUGCAGAGUUCUUCUACAACUGGUAUUUCCUAAUGAUUGCUUCUACCAUUGAAUUCUUUACACCUUUCAUCACUGUUACAUACUUCAACUUAAGCAUUUACCUCAAUAUUAGGAAACGCAUAUCCCUUAGAAAUGAAAACUUAUCUCCUGGCCAAGAGGACUGUGAGAUGAGUUUCCAAGGGAAAAAAAGGGAACACACCAUAUUUUUUGUAAAACCUGCUAACAGACAGAAACACAAGAAGAAGAAAGCAAGCAGCCUUUCUCCCCUGCAGAAGGCUUCAAGGCUCAGCCUAUGUAAAUUUGACAGUCAGUCAUUAAAUGUGAAUGUCAGUCAAGACCUUACACCACUUCAGGUGGACGUAGAGACCAAGUCUCAUAGGAACAGUUUCUGUAAAAGUACAGAAGACACAGGCGGCGCCACCACGAGAGCAGACGCUGCUGUGACAAACAGAUUUAGACUUACUCGAGAUAAAAGAGUAGCAAAGUCUUUAGCAAUUAUUGUAAGUGUGUUUGGUUUGUGUUGGGCACCUUAUACGCUUUUAAUGAUCAUCAGAGCAGCUUGCCAUGGGCACUGUGUGUUACAUUCACUUUAUGAGACUUCGUUUUGGCUUCUGUGGGUGAAUUCAGCCAUUAAUCCCAUUCUGUACCCACUAUGCCACAUGAGCUUCAGGAAAGCCUUUAUCAAACUCCUGUGCCCAGGAAAAGUUAAAAUUCAUCCUCAUAUUUUUAUGUAAAAAAAAAAAAAAAAAACCCUGUGAAAUUUGUCAGUAAGCACAUCUUGCUUUCAGUGGGAACACAAACUGGCCAAUACUCAUAUGUAAAUAGUAAAUGCACUGUGCACUGAAUAUUUAAGGGAACACUGAUGAGUGAAUAUUCAGGAACUUAUAGAAUACAGUCAUCUGCAUAGCUGAAGAAACAGCAAUCAAUGAAAACAAUGGUAAUUUCUCAAAGCUCUUCAAGGAUUUGCCUACAGUGUACUUUCUGGUGAUGAUGCACUAGCACUGAAGAGACAAAAAGGGAAUACAAAUUUCAUAUCCAACAACUGGGGAGUGUCUUAUUAUUAAUGUUUAAGUAAAACUGGUAAGAAAUUUGUUAGUUUGGAUUUGUUAUAUUUUGCCCCCAGCCACUCUGUAAGGACUUCAGGGUCUUAGCUGCUAGGUAUAUGCAUUUUGGGGAGGAAAUCCCCAGUCCCUAACCAACUAAUGGUACCAAGGAAAAGCUUGGAACAAGAGGUACCAGAACAGUCAGGUUACCAGAAAAGCUGAACAACUAUACCAAUAAAGGAACACUGACUUGGGUGGAAAAGGUGAUUCGUUUCCACCUUCAUUAGCAUCUUCUACAGUUUUACAGACAUUUAAUUCUGAGAACAAUUCAUAGCUAUUGAACAUCCACAGUCACUCAGUGCCACAGCCAAAAAGCAUCUUAGCACAGCUGAUCUGAAAGUUCACUAAUGAAGUUCAUUUUGUAAAAUUUCAAUAAAGGUAAUUACCAACUGUGAAAGAGUUACGACUGUCAUCUUAACCAAGAGCAUACGGAAGUAAGCUUAUAACAUGAGAAUAACUGCAGCUGA
This is a messenger RNA of Centrocercus urophasianus (Greater sage-grouse), 2141 nucleotides long. RefSeq names its product histamine H3 receptor-like. NCBI's taxonomy places the organism in Eukaryota, Metazoa, Chordata, Aves, Galliformes, Phasianidae. The record is from RefSeq and is a predicted model, not a curated record. Gene Ontology annotation, molecular function: histamine receptor activity. The transcript is spliced from 3 exons. Gene Ontology annotation, biological process: adenylate cyclase-activating adrenergic receptor signaling pathway. Gene Ontology annotation, cellular component: membrane. The coding region runs from base 1 to 1305 and encodes 434 amino acids.